UAUUAUUUAUCGAAGUGUAUAACGAGCUACCUAGCAUUAAAACAACUUAUAAUUCAGUUGAUAGUGUGCCUAUACCACAUAUCUAUUUUGCUCAUAAUUAUAAUUUUACCAUUUUAUGUACUAUGCAAAACCUUAAUAAUGAUUCCGAAGGAUAUCGUGAAUGUAGUGAAUCUAUCAUAGCGCCAAAAUAUAAUCCUAAUAAUAUUUUGUCUUAUUCUGGAGCAUUUUUAUCAGACUACGUAGUAAAUUCUGAUACAGGGCCCACUCUUUUUGAUCUUGAUAUAUUUAUCAUCGAUCCUAUUUUUGCCAUGGUUAUGUCAGCACUUGAUAGUGAAUAUGAUAAUAAUCUUCAAGAUCUUGCUGGUACACCAACUCCAUUUGAAAAUUCCAAUUUUAUUAAAAAUCAAUAUUAUAUAGGCCAACCUCAAAACGAUAGAAUUACAUAUCUUUGGAGUUUCAGUAGAACUAUUAGAAAUAUUAUAAUUCCAAAUAUUUUAAGUUAUUUUGGUAGUCCAAGAUACAUUAGAAUGCCUUAUAUUGAAUCAAAUAUGCAGCUCGUCCCUUUUACGGCCACAAUUUUUAAUGAUAUAACAAAUCGUAAGAAUGCUUCCAUUAGUAUAGCUC
Messenger RNA from Racocetra persica, 624 nucleotides. The record is from the annotation of a GenBank genome assembly. NCBI's taxonomy places the organism in Eukaryota, Fungi, Glomeromycota, Glomeromycetes, Diversisporales, Gigasporaceae.